This is a messenger RNA of Patella vulgata (common limpet), 2515 nucleotides long. RefSeq names its product cytochrome P450 2B4. Gene Ontology annotation, molecular function: heme binding; iron ion binding; oxidoreductase activity, acting on paired donors, with incorporation or reduction of molecular oxygen, reduced flavin or flavoprotein as one donor, and incorporation of one atom of oxygen. Bases 272 to 1825 code for a protein of 517 amino acids. The transcript has 4 exons. The record is from RefSeq and is a predicted model, not a curated record. Gene Ontology annotation, cellular component: cytoplasm; intracellular membrane-bounded organelle. Lineage: Eukaryota; Metazoa; Mollusca; Gastropoda; Patellidae. Gene Ontology annotation, biological process: xenobiotic metabolic process.
GUAUGUUGAAACACUUUAUAGUGGAGAUAUUUGGUUGGAUUGUGUCCAUCAUAAUGAUGCAAGACUCUAAUAUAUUAAAUCAGUAUGGAACCAAACUGACAAAUAUGCAAUUUGUGAUAUAUAUUACGCUAACGUAGCAGUUGUAUAAAUUAAUGUUAAGUCUAAUUUACGGUGUUCAGUAGUUUAUGUGACGUUGUUUUGAUAUACUGAAACUACAAUAUCGCACUUUGACCUUUAUUUAAAUCAGGUGUGUUCGUUAGUGUUCAAUAAUAUGGCUGGGGUUCUAACAAAACUGCAUGACGUAUUUCAAGGCUUGACCAUAGACGAUAUCAAGGAGUUUUGUAAGGAUAAUGUUAAUGUCAGAACUUGUUUAGUAUUUGGCGUUUGUGUUGGAAUAUGGUGGCUGAUGAGAAAACCCCGAGGGAUCCCCCCAGGUCCAAGAUUUACUUUGCCAAUACUAGGAGACCUAUUGUCUCUAGACAGAGGAGACGGUGAUGUGAGAAUAGCCACUAGAAAACUUAGAAAGCAGUAUGGAGAUAUAUUUAGCGUUUAUUUUGGACCGAGAUUAUUUAUCUUCAUCAAUGGUUAUGAUUUGAUUAAAGACGCCUUAGUGAAAAGGGCCGACGUGUUUAGUAACAGACCGUCAAUGUUUAUGAACGAUAUGAUCAACCAGAAAAAAGGGAUUGUCCUGUCCUCGGGUCAGUUAUGGAAAGAUCAAAGAAAAUUUGCUCUAGAAACUUUAAGAGAAUUUGGUUUUGGAAAAACGAUACUUGAAGAUAAAAUUAAUGAAGAAAUUGGAUAUUUUGUUGAAAUGAUUGGAAACCAGAAGGGUAGAGAAUUUGACAUGUGGCGCUUAACCCAAGCCUCGGUAUCCAACGUGAUUUCAUCUUUAGUUUAUGGACAAAGAUUUGAGUAUGAGGAUCCAAUAUUUAAAAAAUUUUUGGAGAAGGUCGAAGAGAAUUUCUCAGCGGUUGGGUCCACAGCUGUGAUGAAUUUCCUACCAUUUCUUCGAUUCUUACCUGGUGAUUUGUUCAAAUUUAAGAGAACGAUUCGUAAUGUUAAAACAGCAGAGAUGGAAUUAAUUGAACCUUCUAUUAAUGAUCAUUUGAAGAAUUAUGACGAGAACAACACCAAUGAUUAUAUUAGUAGUUAUAUUAAAGAAAUGAAACGAGUUGAAAAAACUGGUGAACAAUCCUAUAUAAAUAGAGAGAACUUAACUAAAGCUAUCGGGGAUCUUUUUGUAGCUGGUACAGAAACAACAUCAACAACUAUUUUAUGGACAAUUCUCUACUUGCUUCAUACUCAAAACAUACAAGCAAGGUGUUACAAAGAGAUUCAAGAUGUCGUUGGUUCAGGUCGCCUACCUUCUAUGAAAGACAGGUCAUCUAUGCCAUAUACCCAAGCUGUUCUGCUGGAAGUUUUGAGAAUUGCUAAUAUUGUUAUUAUUGGGGUGCCACACACUGUUGACGAGGAUAUAAUAUUCCACGGUUAUCAUAUUCCAAAAGGGACUGUAGUCAUUCCAAAUCUUGAUUCAGUUCUCUUAGAUGACAAAAUAUGGGGAGAUGCUGAUGUUUUUCGACCUGAAAGAUUCCUGGAUGAAAAUGGACAACUGGUGAAAAGAGAGGAAUUCAUCCCUUUUUCUCUAGGAAGAAGAACUUGUCUUGGAGAAUCUUUGGCUAAAAUGGAAUUAUUCUUAUUUAUGACAACCUUGAUACAAAGAUUUGAAUUUAAACCAGUAGAUCCGGAUAAUUUACCAACAUUAAAAGGUGUUUUUGGUAUCACACACGCUCCUUCUAAAUAUGAGGUUCGAGCCAUACCCAGAUAAAUAACCAGAUUAAAGAAUCAUGUCAAAGUUGUUAUUUGGCUGUUGUAUUUAACAUUGAUCUGUGAAUCAUGUAUUGUCGUUUUGAUACUUUAAAUAUAUAUCCACGAACCGUGUAUAACAUAAACCACCAUGGUCGUUUGUCAGUGAAUUAUCUAGAAAUAUUCGUAAACUAAUUACAGGUAUUUUAUGAUGAUGGUGUGGCUACUUACCGUUAUUAACUACUAUUAGUAUACUACUUCAUUCUGACCUAAGUUAUAACUCUUUUAGUUUGGACAAGAUGUGUGCAAUUAGAUUUUCAAUAUUUUCAUUUUACAUCAUCUAUUUUUGAGCUUUUAUAGCAAGAGUGUUCAGCUCUUUAUCUUUAAAUUUGGAUAUGUAUGUCUAUCACACAUGAUCUUUACUUGUCGGUCGUUUUUUUUUUUGCAAAUUUUACUCUCCUGUCCACUUUUGUCUGUCAUUAUUAACAGGACCGUUUGUUUUUGUGUUUUCGUAUUCCGUUACUUUAUAACUCGAUAUCCUGCAUCACCCGCCAUCAUUAUCCUGUUUGUUGCAGAAAAGUAGGACGUUGAACCCCCAUCUCAUUUCAUGUAUGACUUGAUAUGAACUGUAUAUAUACCUUACUAUGUAGACAGGGGACUUAACCUUCCCUUUGUUUAACUGUUGUGAACUUGUUUAAAAAAUUAAACCCAA